Molecule: messenger RNA, 567 nt
Organism: Fraxinus pennsylvanica
Lineage: Eukaryota; Viridiplantae; Streptophyta; Magnoliopsida; Lamiales; Oleaceae
Source: the annotation of a GenBank genome assembly
AUGAAUACGUAUGGUGCCGUUCUUGACGAUUUUGGUAUGGAAACCAUGCUUGAUAAGGUCAUGGAAGAAUACAUACGCACUAUAUCGAAAGUUUUGUUCCCUGAAGUUGGUGGGUCUACACUUGAUGCUCAUCAUGGUUUUGUGGUUGAGUAUGGAAUGGAUAGAGAUUUGGACCUAGGUUUCCAUGUGGAUGACUCAGAAGUCACGUUAAACGUCUGCCUGGGAAAGCAAUUUUCUGGCGGUGAACUGUUCUUCCGUGGUGUACGUUGUGAAAAACAUGUAAACACUGAAACCCAGUCGGAGGAAAUCUUCGAUUUCUCUCACGUCCCAGGACGGGCAGUUCUUCAUCGUGGCCGCCAUCGGCAUGGUGCUAGAGCCACAACAUCUGGAAAUAGGAUAAACUUAUUGCUUUGGUGCAGGAGUUCUGUAUUCAGAGAGCUGAGGAAAUAUCAAAAGGAUUUCUCCAGCUGGUGUGCUGAGUGCCAACGCGAGAAGAAAGAAAGGCAGCACCAAUCUGUUUCUGCUGCCAAACUGGAACUGCUGAGAGGAGGAGAAACUGCUACCUGA